AUGCAUACCCAAGCGUUGUAAGACGUACCUGUGUUACCAUUUGUACACAUCGCGCGACGGGUAGUUUCCUCUGAAGUGACCUGUGGAGUGGUGCUCCGAACCACGCAAGACUUCUUCAUCAUAACGCCAAAUGAAGCACUUCUGAUGCCUUCCUUAGUAUUAUAGAGGGUGCGUUGGAUACCUCUUGUUUUUGUGCAAGCGCAGCAGCAUACCCGUUAACCGCAUGCAUACGAUAGGCAUUUACAUGUGAUGAUCUUGCAUAUUCAGGUUCACUCCGCAUUUACCUGUCCCAUCGAAACCGUUUACCCUUAUGGCCGUCUAGCGGAGAACCACUGGCUCCAUUCAGCUCCAUCGCGUUCUAUAGGCAUGGAUCUUUACGACGAGCUGGAGUUAAUCGGCAAAGGGACGUAUGGCAAGGUGUUCAAGGUCCGUAACAAAUCUGAUGGACAAGUGUAUGUGAUCAAAAAAGUGCAAUUUGAUGGGGCAGCCCAGUCGGAAGCCGAGGCAGCCCUUCGCGAGGGCCAGGUGCUGAGCCUGCUGCGCCAUCCCCAUGUAGUCCCAUACAAGGAGUUCUUCAAGCACACCGACGGUGAUGUGUGUUUGGUGAUGGCCCUGUGCGAGGGCGGGGACCUCCUCCGCUACAUUAGGGAGCUAAGGAAGCACGGCAAGACGGUUCCGGAGCCGCAAGUGUGGCAGUGGCUGGUGCAACUGCUGCUAUCUCUGUCGUACGUUCAUAGCAAGCGCAUCCUACAUCGCGACGUCAAGACGCAGAACAUCUUUUUAUCGGAAGGCAAGGUGCUUCUAGGGGACUUUGGUUUGGCGAAACAGCUGCAGCGGACGUUUGAGAUGGCGCGUACGCCCAUUGGCACGCCGUACUACAUGGCCCCCGAGAUCUACGAGGAGCAGCCGUACAGCUUCAAAAGCGACGUGUGGGCGUUGGGCUGUGUGGUGUACGAGAUGAUGACGGGCAAGGCGGCCUUUGCUGCGGAUAACUUGUCUCGGGUGGUACUGCGGGUCAUUCGCGGCCAGUACGACCCCCUUCCCGAGUCGUACAGUUCCGCUCUCCGUGCCGUUGUGACCUCCAUGCUGUGCAAGGAGGUGCGAGCCAGACCCGACGCCAACACCCUGCUCACGGUGCCGGCGGUGGUGCCGCAUGUGCAGUCGUACCUGGAGUCCCUGACCACGGAGGGCCCCGGGGGGUGGGCCACGUGGCGCAUGAAGCUGCCGCUAGCAGCCAUCAUGCAGAUGAGCCAAGCCCUAGAGGCAGCCGGCGUGCCCCUUCCCUCCUCCGCCCCUCCUCCUCCCUCGGACGCCGACCCUGCCAACCCUCGCGCCUCCUACGAUGGUUUCUCCGCCGCCACUGCUACUGCUACUGCCGUGACCGCCACUACCGGAACCCCCGCCGCUGCUACUGCCGACCUGCCAAGCCAGAAGCCGGAAGGAGGGGUGGCUGCAGGGCCUGCAGCAGUUGGAGGAGCAACAGGAGGUAACACUCGUGCGGGAAAGCUGCCGCCGCUGCCCGGGGGAGGGGCAGCGGGGGGCAGGUUGCCGCCCAUUCGUACGCCGUACGGCCUCGCCUCUCCAUUCAUGGUCGGCGGGCUGUACGCUCCGGAUAAGUACGCGGAGUUGCAGGUGCUGGCGCAGCAGAUGAUUGCCAUCCGCAGCAGUCAGACCGGAGAAGGCUCCGCGCCGCAAUCCGCAAACACCACCCCAACCCACGCCAACCGCCGCCAUAACAACAACGGCAACGCCUUCGCAGCUGCAACAGCUACAUGCGCAGAGGGCAACGCUGUAGCUAAUGGCGGUGGCAGUAGUAGCGUUGGAGGCAGUAGCUAUACGUCGUACGGUAUUUCCGUGCACGAGGAGGAAGAGGCGGCUGUAGCAGCAGCAGCGGAUGUACGGCAAGGCGGAGCGGUUGCGGAGGCGGUUGCUAUGUCGUACGACGGUUGUACGGAAUCGGCGGAGGUUCGAGCGUUAGAUCGGACGCUCCUUCAUACUCUGGAGGUUGCACGCAAGGCAGCUGCUGACUCCCCAACCGCAGCAGCCAGCGAGGGAGGCUCCGCAGCAGCGGCCAUAGAUGAGGCAUGGCUGGCAGCAGGACUGCCGCAGGGGGGCUUUGGUUUCGGAGCCGCUCCUGCUGCUGCUGCUGCCGCUGGUGGUGCUGCUGGUGCGUCGCACCACCACCACCACCACCAUCACCACCACCAUAAGCACGCGGCGCCGGAUCAGGAGCACGAGGAGGAGGAUGACUACGAGGAUGACACGUUUGAGGAGGAUGAUGGCGAGGACGAUGACGGCUUUGCGUCGUUGUCGCAGGUGACGCUGCACACCCAGUCGCUCAGCCAGCGGCGCGCCAACCUGGAGCGGCGCCUGGAGGAGCGGCUGGGGGAGCCACUCAUGCGGCAGGUCAUGCAGGUCGUCGCCUCCGCCCGCCAGGCCAUCUCAGCAGCAGGUGGUUUCGGAGCCGGUGCCUCAGCUGCCACUGAGGUAGCGCUGGCGGCAGCGGAGGUGCAGCUGCGGAGACAGCUGGACUCGCUGCUUCCGCCGGCCGAGGGAGGAGGGGGAGG
This is a messenger RNA of Astrephomene gubernaculifera, 2567 nucleotides long. The record is from the annotation of a GenBank genome assembly. Lineage: Eukaryota; Viridiplantae; Chlorophyta; Chlorophyceae; Chlamydomonadales; Astrephomenaceae.